GUGUCCCCGUGCCGACAGUACCUGGCCGCCUUUUUCUGCUCGUCUCUUAUUCUGACCUUCCUGUAUUACGCACCGCUGACAGAGUUCUGGUCUUGAAGCAGCGAGGCCACCAUCGCUGACCAGAGAAGCCGCUGGCAGCCGGGCCAGGGAGGCGUGGCGCGGAAAUUGGCGCUCGGAGGGGAGGUUUCCCGGGGGCAGGUUUGGAGCUGCACCCUGCGGAGGAUGGCGGAUGGUGGCCCCGCUCAGUCGGAGCCGCUCGCUUCUCCUGAGCCCAAUGACGACUUCAAGAAGCCAGCCCUGCCGGUGCUCGCGGGGGUGCGAGACAAGACCCCGGCCGCCAGUCCUCUCAACUCUGAGGAAGUGAAGCAGGAAAGGCCCGCGGCGCUGCCGGACCCCGAUCCCGGGGAGCCUGACCUCCCCGCGGCCCGGCCGGACUGUGAGGAGUCUGGGGAUCCCCAGGCGGAGCAGCCGCGGCCCCCCACAGCAGCUCCUUCUGGAGGUCCGUCCCGUGCUCCCCCUUACCAGGAGCCGCCGUGGGGUGGCCCCGCCACGGACCCCUACAGCCUCGAAACCCUGAAGAGCGGCACCAUCCUUAGCACCCGCAGUUUGAAAGGAACGAGCGCCUGCCUUUUCGGGAGGCUGUCUUGCUGCGACGUUUGUCUCGAGCAUCCUUCGGUGUCUCGGUACCACGCGGUGCUGCAGCACAGGGCGUCAGAGCCGGACGGAGAAGGCGACGGCCGCGGGCCGGGUUUCUACCUCUACGACCUGGGAAGCACCCACGGCACGUUUCUCAACAAAACCCGCAUCCCACCCCGCACCUACUGCCGGGUCCACGUCGGGCAUGUUCUUCGCUUUGGAGGUAGUACCCGGCUCUUUCUGCUUCAGGGACCCGAGGAAGACCGAGAGGCAGAGUCCGAGUUGACAGUAACUCAACUGAAGGAAUUGCGGAAGCAGCAGCAAAUGAUGCUGGAGAAGAAGAUGCUAGGAGAAGACUCAGAUGAAGAGGAAAUGGAUACUACUGAAAGGAAGAGAAAUGCUGGUAGUCAAGAUGAUGAAAUGGGCUGCAACUGGGGAAUGGGAGAAGAUGCAGUAGAGGAUGAGGCUGAAGAGAACCCGAUUGUCUUAGAGUUUCAGCAGGAAAGGGAAGCCUUUUAUAUAAAGGAUCCCAAAAAGGCGCUCCAAGGAUUUUUUGACCGAGAAGGAGAAGAAUUAGAAUAUGAGUUCGAUGAACAGGGGCAUAGUACUUGGCUAUGUAGGGUGAGAUUACCCGUGGAUGAUUCAACUGGAAAACAACUGGUGGCUGAGGCCAUUCACUCGGGAAAGAAAAAAGAAGCGAUGAUCCAGUGCUCACUGGAAGCCUGUCGAAUCCUGGACACUUUGGGGCUGCUACGGCAGGAGGCAGUAUCUCGGAAAAGAAAAGCCAAGAACUGGGAAGAUGAAGACUUUUACGACAGCGAUGAUGACACAUUUCUGGAUCGGACUGGCCUGGUUGAAAAAAAGCGUCUGAACCGCAUGAAGAAGGCUGGGAAGAUUGAUGAGAAGCCUGAGACCUUUGAGUCAUUGGUUGCAAAGUUAAAUGAUGCUGAAAGGGAACUCUCUGAAAUCGCUGAGAGGCUCCGAUCCUCGAGCCAGGCUCUCUCCGAGUCAUCCUCUCAGGACUCCCUAGACGCGUUCAUGUCAGAAAUGAAAUCAGGGAGUGCAUUAGAUGGCGUGUCCCGGAAGAAACUUCACCUGAGAACUUUUGAACUGAGGAAAGAACAGCAGAGACUGAAAGGGUUGAUAAAAAUUGUAAAGCCUGCAGAGAUUCCAGAACUAAAAAAGACUGAAAGUCAGACUACAGAUACAGAAAAUAAAGCCAAGAAACUUACGUUGCCUCUGUUUGGUGCUAUGAAAGGUGGAAGCAAAUUCAAAUUGAAAACUGGAACAGUAGGGAAGUUACCCCCCAAGCGACCAGAACUCCCUCCAGCAUUAAUGAGAAUGAAGGAUGGUCCUGAAGUAGAGGAGGAGGAGGAGGAAGAGGAAGAGGAGGAAGAGAAGGAAAAGGAGGAACAUGAAAAGAAGAGAACGGAGGCUGGAAGCAGCAGGCUACAGCAGGAGACAGGCCCAGAAGAAGCAGUGCAGGAAACAGGUCCUCCCACAGACCUCACAAGCACUAAAGAAACACAAAGCCAUGAAAACAUGUCUCACUGCAGCCACGUGGAUCGGGAUAACGAUUAUGAGGAGAUCAGGACAGCUGCCUCCCGUGAGGCGCCCUCAGUAGCAUCAAAGAAUGAAUGUGAGAAAAGUAAAGAUGAAUUGAAGAAAAAGAAAACUGAUCCAGGCAAAUUUCCACCAACACUUUCCUCCAAAUAUCCAGAAGAUGACCCGGACUACUGCGUGUGGGUUCCACCUGAAGGCCAAAGUGGUGAUGGCAGAACCCAUCUUAAUGACAAGUAUGGCUAUUGACUACUCCAGAAUCCCGAGGGAAGAGUUUGUGGCCUGUGACAUGGCAUAUUUGGGAUAAUAAGUCAAGUUGAGUGUCCAGAGAAGGAUUUGCGGCGUUCACCUGUAAAAUCUAGUGACUGGCCUUUUCUUCCAUGCUCUUGGUUUCUGGAAAUUACCUACCCAUUCGAUUGUCUGACUUUGGUAUUUAUGUUUAAAAGUGUUUGUGUAUGCAUGUAAAAAGGAGCCAUAUAUUUUGAGACUUAUUAAAGUGAGAGUCAUGUGUAAC
Molecule: messenger RNA, 2710 nt
Organism: Condylura cristata (star-nosed mole)
Lineage: Eukaryota; Metazoa; Chordata; Mammalia; Eulipotyphla; Talpidae
Gene: SLC4A1AP
Product: solute carrier family 4 (anion exchanger), member 1, adaptor protein
Exons: 14
Coding region: 223-2445 (740 amino acids)
Molecular function (GO): mRNA binding; protein binding
Source: RefSeq, a predicted model, not a curated record